This is a messenger RNA of Cryptomeria japonica (Japanese cedar), 2204 nucleotides long. Its product is annotated as pectinesterase. The record is from RefSeq and is a predicted model, not a curated record. Gene Ontology annotation, biological process: cell wall modification. The coding region runs from base 81 to 1814 and encodes 577 amino acids. Lineage: Eukaryota; Viridiplantae; Streptophyta; Pinopsida; Cupressales; Cupressaceae. Gene Ontology annotation, molecular function: pectinesterase activity; pectinesterase inhibitor activity. The transcript is spliced from 2 exons.
CCACACCAGGUAAGAAUGAACGAGGUUAGCGUUCUGGUGAAGGUUUUUCCCUUUGCUUUAAAUAAAGUUGAGCGAACUAGAUGGAUUUCAUGAUUCAAAAUUUUAUUUCAAAGACAAAGCAGAUGGCUUUUUCAGUGCAGAAGAAGAUGGAAAAGUGUGUCACAGUAAUGUCUGUGGCUUCUGUUCUGGUGGUGGCGAUGAUAAUGUGUGCGGCCAUUGGAGUUAUUCCACUCAGCAGAAGCGGGGAAGGAAAUGUGGCAGCCCAAGAAUUGGAAGGCGCCAUUGAGAUUGAGAAUGUGUGUAGGCCUACUCUUUACCCAGAAGCCUGUAGAGUUAGUCUCUCUGCAUACUUAACGAGCUCUACUAAUGGUUUGACUGUACAUGACAAGAAGCAGAUGCUUCCCAUUGCAGUCAUGGUGGCCAAGAAGGAAGCGAACAGGGCUUUUGUCCUGGCUUCUGCUUUCUUCAAGCAAACUCACAACCGCAUUGCUGUUGGGGAUUGUGUGGAGCUUAUCGACAUUACCAAAGAUCAGCUCGGCAGCUCACUCUAUCUGUUAAGACAGUCUGAAAUGAAGGCAGAGCAACUCCGCGAGGCAAAGGCUUUGCUCAGCGCGGCCAUCACUAACAUGGAGACCUGCCAUGACGGAGUUCUAGAGAAGUCUGACGGGAAAUCAGAGGCUGGGCUGCUGAGAAGUGUGGAGAGAGUUAAAAUAUUCGCCAGUAAUUGUCUAGCAAUACUGGUGAACUCUGAAUCCAGUCGGGUGGACAAACUUGCUCUUCCUUCUGAACCCAUCGAGGAGGGAUUUCCUUGGUGGGUUUCUGCAGCAGAUCGGAGGAUAUUGCGAACAUCUCCAAAAGAUGUAAAUGCAGAUGUGGUGGUGGCUGCUGAUGGGUCUGGUCAGUUUAAAACAAUCACGGAAGCCAUUAACGCGGCUCCAGAUAAUAGCAACAAGAGAUACGUGGUCAAGGUGAAAAAUGGCACUUAUGAGGAGUAUGUCGUAGUGGGGACGAAGAAGACGAAUAUACUGAUAAUAGGGGAAGGCAUGAACGGUACAAUUGUGACUGGGAGCAAAAAUGUCAUAGAUGGUUCCACUACUUUCAAUUCUGCCACAUUCGCUGUGGUGGGGAAAGGAUUUAUGGCCCAAGAUAUAGCAUUUGUCAAUACUGCCGGCUCAGUGAAACAACAGGCAGUAGCUCUUCGAGUUGGAUCAGACCAAUCAGUCUUCUACCGUUGCAAGAUCCAAGCAUACCAAGACACACUCUACACACUUUCUCUUCGUCAAUUUUACAGGGAAUGCCUGAUUUCAGGUACUGUGGACUUCAUAUUCGGCAACUCUGCAGUUGUAUUCCAGAGUUGCACUAUGCUUGCAAGAAAACCAGGGCCAAGUCAACAGAAUGCAGUAACUGCACAAGGGAGGACUGAUCCGAAUCAAAACACCGGAAUCUCAAUUCAGAACUGCACCAUCACAGCAGAUUCAGACCUUGUUCCUGUUAAAAGCUCAUUCCCAACAUACCUGGGGAGGCCAUGGAAAGAGUACUCUCGAACUGUUUACAUGCAAUCUUAUUUGGGCGACGUCAUUAAUUCAGCAGGUUGGCUGGCCUGGUCUGCAGACUUUGCGUUAAGUACCUUGUAUUAUGGGGAAUAUAUGAAUAUUGGGCCUGGGGCUGGAACUCAGAACCGUGUGAACUGGGGUGGGUUUCAUGUUAUCAAUAGCUCUCAAGAGGCCAUCAACUUCACAGUAGGUCAAUUUAUACAAGGCAACAGUUGGCUGCCAUCCACUGGUGUUGCAUACAUGGAUGGAUUGAAGGGUUGAGAAGAGAAGCUGCCUUUGACUUAAUUCUCUCUAGAUUAAGUUUUGCAUGUACCCUUUUUGUUCGUGCAAAUGUUAUCACGGUUGUAUGUGACUUGUUUUAUCUUCUAGUCACUCAAAAUCUUUUUCAUAUGUUUUGCAAUAUUGUAGAUGGCCAUAUAACAUCUCAGUCUCAAUGAUUUCUAGCUAGCCACAUUUCAAUGGCCAAACAUGGAUGUGUGUUCACUAUUGUAGUUUGGUUGGAAAGGUAAGAGGAAAUAACAAGUAUGUAGUUCCUCUAAUGGAGGGUUGAGGUCCACCAUUAAAACUGAAAACAACAAAAAUUUGUUGUGUCAUUGGUUGUUGCGGUUAAAGUUUAACAACUGUUUAAAAUUAUCCCCUCCACUAUAGUUC